AUGAGUUCUCUUCGACGUUGUAACAUUCCAAAACCAAUAAUAACUAGACAUCAGUUCUCAGAUGUAUCAUAUCAUUCAAUUGAAGAAACUAUUGUUCCAUUUGCAAACGAAAAACUCAAUAAAUUUUCAGAAUUCAUACUUCAGCAAUCAGAAAAUGCUGAAAAAGCGCACAGAUUUGAAAUAUAUGAGAAAGAAGAAGUAAAUUCAUUACAAUCAAUUCACGAAUCAUCCAAAGAAGAAGUUUCCAAAAUGGAAGAAAGAGAUAAGGCAAUUUCAAUACAACUGGCAAAGAUUCGUGCAUUAACCUAUGCUCUGGAACAAGAGCAUAAAUGUAUUCGACUUACGCUUAGCAAAUAA
Molecule: messenger RNA, 357 nt
Organism: Trichomonas vaginalis G3
Lineage: Eukaryota; Parabasalia; Trichomonadida; Trichomonadidae
Exons: 1
Coding region: 1-357 (118 amino acids)
Source: RefSeq, a predicted model, not a curated record